AUGGGUACUUUGGCUGUGCCAGAAUUCAAAGUGAUUCUCUGCGGCGAGUACGGCGUCGGCAAGACAUCAACGUUCAGACGAUUUCUCAAUGACUCCUUCGUGGACACGUCCAAAAUGUCACUUACACAAACACGCCAAACAACUCUAGGCUUAGAUCAGUACAGCAGAAGUUUUGAAGUGAACGGAAGUGGCAGCUUUCGGGAAAUUAAAAUUCAGCUGUGGGACACUGGCGGGCUAGAGCGAGUGGCCAGCAUCACCAACUCCUACUACAAGUUCUCUGAAGCAGCACUGCUGGUCUUCAGCCUAGCGUCGUUAGAGUCCUUUCACAGUCUUUCCCACCACCUGCUGGAAAUUCUGAGCAUGGCAGAGAAUGCCAAGAUCUUCCUAGUGGGCAACAAAGUCGACCUGAAGCAGCAGAGAGAGGUGUCAGACGAAGACAUUGACCUCUUCAUGGAGCAGUUUCCCAAAUUCAGUGGCUUCUUCAAAGUCAGCGCUAAAACAAAUGAAGGCAUCGUCGAAAUGUGGUCUGACAUCAGCGAAAAGCUGGCCGUCGGAAGCUACAAAGCCAAUAUUGGAGCUUUCAAACUUCACUCACCUGAGCUCAAUGUAGGCGAGGAACCGGAAAGCAGUUCCAGCGGUUGUUGUUAA
Molecule: messenger RNA, 648 nt
Organism: Rhagoletis zephyria (snowberry fruit fly)
Lineage: Eukaryota; Metazoa; Arthropoda; Insecta; Diptera; Tephritidae
Source: RefSeq, a predicted model, not a curated record